Gopherus evgoodei (Goodes thornscrub tortoise) is the source of this 1650-nucleotide messenger RNA. Its product is annotated as pinopsin-like. The record is from RefSeq and is a predicted model, not a curated record. The coding region runs from base 1 to 1059 and encodes 352 amino acids. Gene Ontology annotation, molecular function: G protein-coupled receptor activity. The transcript has 5 exons. Gene Ontology annotation, biological process: visual perception; phototransduction; G protein-coupled receptor signaling pathway. NCBI's taxonomy places the organism in Eukaryota, Metazoa, Chordata, Testudines, Testudinidae. Gene Ontology annotation, cellular component: membrane; photoreceptor outer segment.
AUGCAGGUUUCAAACACUUCUCAGGCUCCUGUGCAACAUGGAACUCCCAGCGCCUUUGAUGGUCCACAGUGGCCUCACCUGGCUCCCAGAAGCAUCUACACAUCGGUGGCUGUGCUCAUGGGCAUUGUAGUGUUUUCUGCCUCGUUUGUGAAUGGUUUGGUCAUUGUGGUUUCCAUCAGGUACAAGAAACUCAGAUCCCCACUGAACUACAUCCUGGUGAAUCUGGCUGUGGCUGAUCUGCUGGUGACUUUCUUUGGAAGCACUAUCAGUUUCUCAAAUAAUAUCAAUGGCUUCUUUGUGCUCGGCAAAAGGGUGUGCAAAUUUGAAGGCUUCAUGGUCUCUUUAACAGGCAUUGUGGGGCUUUGGUCCUUGGCAAUCCUGGCCUUUGAAAGGUACAUCGUCAUCUGCAAACCCAUGGGAGAUUUCCGAUUUCACCGCAAACAUGCAGUGAUGGGCUGUGCAUUCACCUGGAUUUGGUCACUUCUCUGGACAACCCCACCAAUGUUGGGCUGGAGCAGCUAUGUGCCAGAAGGUCUGAGAACCUCCUGUGGUCCCAACUGGUACACCGGAGGCAGCAACAACAACAGCUACAUCUUGACUUUAUUCAUUACCUGUUUCAUUAUUCCUCUCAGUCUGAUCCUCUUCUCCUACACAAAUCUGCUGAUGACACUACGAACUGUUGCAGCACAACAAAAAGAAUCUGAGACGACUCAGCGAGCGGAGAGGGAGGUGACACGAAUGGUGAUUGCUAUGGUGAUAGCCUUUCUUAUCUGCUGGCUGCCCUAUUCCACCUUUGCCAUGGUGGUUGCCACAAACAACGACAUCCCCAUCCAACCAACUCUAGCAUCACUGCCUUCAUACUUCUCCAAAACAGCCACAGUUUACAACCCGAUUAUCUACAUCUUCAUGAACAAACAGUUCCGGGACUGCCUGCUGAAAAUGAUGUACUGCAAUCGUAACGCAUCAGGGAUGCAGGAAACCUCUCCUGCUACGCUUGGUGCCCCCAAAGGCAUCUCAUCAGCCUUGGAGGGAUGCAGAAAUAAGGUGACCCCAUCGUAAACAGUGCAGAUGCUUCACCUCCUGCAAGGAGGAAUGGCAGCUGCCGGCUCCACACAUUCGUCUCCGUUUCAUUUGGCACAGACAGAAAGAGGAGCAAAGAGGCUGGUUAUUUUCUAACAGCCUAAAUAUACACCAGAAAGUAAUAAAAGAUUUCUUCUUAGAGCUCCCAACAAUAUUCACUGUACCCUGCCCAGUCACUGCAAACUUAGAUAAAAGGUAAAACACAUUCCCUUCAAUGGCAGGAAAGCAACCAUAUUAGAGAGUAAACAUCAGAGAGAACAGUCCUCAUUCCUAGAGCCUUACCCCCGGGGGAAGUGCUAAAGCAUGAUAAUGGGGGACCUUUUACUAGGCUAAGGAAUAAAUAAACUACCAGCAUUACAGCCCAAAAGAGCACUUCUUCAGUAGUAAUCCCAUUAGGAAAAGCAUAAGGUUCAUUUCGUUUAAAUAGAUAUUUCACUGAAAAGAGCAGAACAGGAGAGAGCCCUGCACAUUUUCAAUACACAUUACUGUAUAGACCAGGGGUCAGCAACCGACGGCACGCGAGCCGAUUUUUAAUGGCACGCUGCUACCUGCCGCCUGCUGGGGUCCCAG